AUGUCCUGGCCAGCGCUGUACGCCCAGCUCGCCGGGGCCAACCGCCACUCCACCAGUCUGGGAAAGGUCUGGCUCUCUGUGCUCUUCAUUUUCCGUGUCAUGGUCCUGCUGGUUGCUGCUGAGAGUGUGUGGGGGGACGAACAGUCCGACUUCACCUGCAACACCCUUCAGCCUGGCUGUGAAAACGUCUGCUACGAUCAGUUCUUCCCAGUCUCCCACAUCCGACUCUGGUGUCUUCAGCUUGUCUUUGUCUCCACGCCGACGCUCCUGGUUACCAUGUACGUGGCCUACCGCAACCACAGAGACCGGAAACGGCUUCUUCAGCAGGGUGGUGGAAGACCUGCUUUCCUCCACAACAAGAGUCAGGACUCGGAGUUGGAGAUCCUGAAGAGCCGCAGACUUCACAUAGCUGGCGCCCUCUGGUGGACAUAUGCAUGCAGCCUGGUGACCAGACUUGUAUUUGAAGGAGGAUUCAUGUACGGUCUGUACGUGCUGUACGAUGGUUUCCAAAUGCCCCGGCUGCUCCGCUGUGACCAGUGGCCCUGCCCCAACCUGGUGGACUGCUUCAUCUCCCGACCCACAGAGAAAACCAUCUUCACUGUUUUCAUGGCCACAGCCUCUUCCAUCUGCAUGUUCCUGAACAUGGCAGAGCUGGCCUACCUGGUCGCCAAGGCCGUGGCUAGGCCGAGACUUUGA
Molecule: messenger RNA, 696 nt
Organism: Synchiropus splendidus (mandarinfish)
Lineage: Eukaryota; Metazoa; Chordata; Actinopteri; Syngnathiformes; Callionymidae
Gene: gjb8
Product: gap junction protein beta 8
Exons: 4
Coding region: 1-696 (231 amino acids)
Biological process (GO): cell communication
Cellular component (GO): connexin complex
Source: RefSeq, a predicted model, not a curated record